CUGAACUAAGCUGCGGGUGAGUCUUGUGGAGCUUCUCGUUGGAGCUGCCGGUUGCAUCAAAGCUUGCUCCUGAUACCUGUGGCUGCAUAUCAGCACUGAGGCCACACAACGCCUCUUCCCUGCCGAGCUCUCCAGGUUAUGGCCAUCUAAAGUCUCACGGCACAGCACCAGAACAACCACCUAAGCAUCAAAGCAGUUUCACCGUUUCUGACUGACAGUUUCCUACAAGCACAUACUGACAGUGAAAGAGAAACAGAUGUGGCACGCAUAACGGAAAUUUGAAACCACACCAUCAGCAUGGGAAAGCAGAACAGCAAGCUCCGUCCCGAGGUGAUACAGGACCUGUUGGAAAACUCAGACUUCACUGAGCAUGAGAUCCAAGAGUGGUACAAGGGCUUCCUGCGGGACUGUCCCAGCGGCGCGCUCAGCAUGGAGGAAUUCAAGAAGAUCUACGGCAACUUCUUCCCCUAUGGAGACGCGUCAAAGUUUGCAGAGCACGUCUUCCGAACCUUCGACGCCAAUGGAGACGGAACAAUAGAUUUCAGAGAGUUCAUCAUCGCCCUGAGCGUCACGUCACGCGGCCGUUUGGACCAGAAGCUGAAGUGGGCCUUCAGUAUGUACGAUCUGGACGGCAACGGAUACAUAAGCAAGGCGGAAAUGCUGGAGAUUGUACAGGCCAUCUAUAAGAUGGUUUCUUCAGUGAUGAAGAUGCCAGAGGACGAGUCCACACCUGAGAAACGCACGGAUAAGAUCUUCCGCCAGAUGGACACAAAUCGUGAUGGUAAGCUGUCACUCGAAGAGUUUGUGGAGGGUGCAAAGAGCGACCCGUCCAUCGUGCGACUGUUGCAGUGCGACCCCAGCAGUGCGGGACAGUGACUCAGCAGUCGUAACCUCUCUUCCGCAAGUCUUUCUGUGUUCGCUCUCCUUCAAAUAUCAGCAGAGCAUGGACUCCAAAACCACGGCCCUAUCUCAGUGUCUGUGGGUUUCCCGCUGAACACCACGCAUGAGAACAUUAUUUCCCCACAGACACCGAUCAGGUAACGGUGAGAACCGGACAUACAGAGAUCAUACACAAGCUUGUGUUCAUGCGUCUCUCUGUAUUUUGAAGUCCUCAUAUAAGGCUUUUUGCGAUUUAACACAACAGGCAGUGAUGCAGGUGACAUCACAUCCUGUUGUAAGCUUUUGGUACUGAAAUAAACCCCUUCGAAAAGAGCUUUAAAUAAUAACAGAGAGGGAGUCGAAGCUAAAUUUUCCAAGUGUGCAAAAUGCACCAGAUAAUGUGACACUUUGUCAAACUUUCGAAACCGCAAAAUAUAGCUUAUUUAAGAAUUGAAUCAAUUAAAUAAUUUUACACAAACAAAUGUCAUUCCUAGUGUUCCUAGUAUUUCAGUUCCAUUCAGCACAAACUUCUAUUUAAAAGAGAGUCACUUGGGCGACAUAUCAGUUUUUUUUACUUGAAUUUUUUUUCUUGCGUUAUGAUUUUAGAGCCUGUGAUAGAUUCUUAAAAGGGUGGAUGGGGUCAAGUUUAUCGUGAUGGUGCUCCUUUAAUGAGCAUCAGGAGAAAUAAAAAUAAUAAUAAUAAUUCUUAAAAAAAUAAUAAUAAUUUUAACAUUAAUACUCACUGCAUAGGACUGACAGUAAGCAAAUAGUUGGACAAUAUCAUAAAACAAAGAAAUAUUUUCAUAGGGACAACAAUAAUAUUGAUCUUGCUGCUUCAACAGAGUAGAAACAUUAAGAAGUAUUAAACAAAAAAAAUUGUAGAUAUAUAAUGUAUGGUUUAAUUUGAUGGCUAAGUGAGAAUUUAUCACACCACAAAAAAAAAAUUCUUAUUGAUAUAUGACAUUUUCUUUUGUUUCAAAGAAUCAUUUGUACAGUAAAAGCAUAUGUAUGUAGGACUGUGACAGUGAACAGCAAAGACCUUGCCACAUGCAUUUACUGCCAGACACAUUCACCUCAAGCUUUCCAGACACUUUCUACUCCAUCCAAACCUCGAUUCAGUCAAUCUCCUGCCCACACCAUCGGCUGUGAACAAAUACUACAGGUUAGCACGAGCGACUAGUUCAAGUACUAUUCAUAUUUGACUGAAUCUUGGCCUUAGAAUUCGGUUAAGCUCUUUAUUUUUCUAUCCGGCUCAAAUCAUUUUGCACGCUGUACACCUCAAACUGAAUGUAUUUUCUGCAUCUACUGGGACAUUCUGUACAUUUCAGGAUGAGUAUGUGUGUGUAUGUGGUGUGUAUGUGAUGCUUUUUGAGUACUCGUGUGUUUAUCCAGUGUUUGUCUAUGCAUACUGUACAUUUCAUCAGUGUGCAGUCAGUGACAUGACAACUGGAGUGUAAAAUAUUAAUGUGUAAGAAUAUUUCUACACAACCUCAGGGUUUUAAAUGCAAGGGACUGUGUAAAUGGAUGGCAUAUACUUUUUAGCACUUCACAACACUCGCUCACAUGCAAACCACAUCAUAUCUGAGGGAUCACAUGUAAGAUGGAUAGCCAUUGGAAACUCUCUGCGGUUUCUGUGAAGUCGAGGUUUGUAACGAUCAAACUUUCCUCAGCCACACGCUGAUAAGAACAGCUCGCAAAGGAGCUUGAAUUCAAAACGGAUCAUUUACGUUUGUAGGUUCUCCUUCGUAAAAUCUAUUUAGCAUCUGGCAUUUCAUUUCUAAACCACAGAAGACAGCAACAUGUGGUCAAGUGCCAAACACAGAUGAAUAUAUAUGGCAAAACAAACAGUGUUCUAUCAGCUGUACAACUGUUAUCUGUCAGACUGAAUGUUUGUCGUCGUCAUUUUGUAGAUUUUAUAUGGUAACCUGUACAUUGUGUGAGUGUAGAUAUUAUGAACGCAGGUAUCUGUUUUGGUUAUAUCAUAGAUAAAAAUCU
Sinocyclocheilus grahami is the source of this 2874-nucleotide messenger RNA. Its product is annotated as neurocalcin-delta B-like. Gene Ontology annotation, biological process: calcium-mediated signaling. NCBI's taxonomy places the organism in Eukaryota, Metazoa, Chordata, Actinopteri, Cypriniformes, Cyprinidae. The transcript is spliced from 5 exons. Gene Ontology annotation, molecular function: tubulin binding; calcium ion binding; actin binding. The record is from RefSeq and is a predicted model, not a curated record. Bases 298 to 876 code for a protein of 192 amino acids.